AGACUUCAUUACCCAUAAGCAGGUUAAUCUUUCCUGUCAAACCCAUGGCGUCACUUCCUUUAGAGUGAAACAGCAGCAAUGGCGGAAAGGGGGUACAGUUUUUCCCUAACUACAUUCAGCCCUUCAGGGAAGCUGGUUCAGAUUGAAUAUGCUUUGUCAGCUGUUGCAGCAGGAGCACCGUCAGUGGGGAUUAAAGCUGCAAACGGUGUGGUUUUGGCCACAGAGAAGAAGCAGAAGUCAAUACUGUAUGAUGAACAGAGCGUCCACAAAGUAGAGCCUAUAACCAAACACAUUGGCAUGGUGUACAGUGGAAUGGGCCCAGACUACAGGGUUUUGCUGAGGAGAGCACGAAAGCUAGCUCAGCAGUACUUCCUGGUCUACCAAGAGCCUAUUCCCACAGGCCAGCUUGUCCAGAGGGUUGCUUCAGUUAUGCAAGAGUACACACAAUCGGGUGGUGUUCGCCCAUUUGGUGUGUCGCUCUUAAUUGCUGGCUGGGAUGAAGAUCGCCCAUACCUCUUCCAGUCUGAUCCUUCGGGUGCAUACUUCGCAUGGAAAGCAACAGCAAUAGGAAAGAACUACGUGAAUGGAAAAACUUUCCUCGAAAAAAGAUACAAUGAGGAUCUGGAACUGGAAGAUGCAAUUCAAGCUAUUUUAACCCUCAAGGAAAGCUUUGAAGGCCAGAUGACUGAGGACAACAUCGAGGUGGGAAUCUGCAACGAGAGCGGCUUCAGGCGACUGACUCCUGCUGAAGUCAAAGAUUAUUUAGCUGCUAUUGCGUAAAUUCAACCAGAUUUGUUUGCUGUUUAUUUCUUCUGAAAAGGAUGUUUGAGAAUCCCAUUGAAAAUACAUGGUAGUUUUAUGGUCUGUAUUGUUAUUUUUUUUUUUACUUAAUGGAAAAAUAAACUACCACAAUACACCUAA
This is a messenger RNA of Silurus meridionalis, 921 nucleotides long. RefSeq names its product proteasome 20S subunit alpha 2a (gene psma2a). Gene Ontology annotation, biological process: ubiquitin-dependent protein catabolic process. Lineage: Eukaryota; Metazoa; Chordata; Actinopteri; Siluriformes; Siluridae. The record is from RefSeq and is a predicted model, not a curated record. Gene Ontology annotation, cellular component: proteasome core complex, alpha-subunit complex; proteasome core complex.